Molecule: messenger RNA, 2922 nt
Organism: Grus americana (Whooping crane)
Lineage: Eukaryota; Metazoa; Chordata; Aves; Gruiformes; Gruidae
Gene: STRN3
Product: striatin 3
Exons: 18
Coding region: 1-2433 (810 amino acids)
Cellular component (GO): dendrite
Molecular function (GO): protein-containing complex binding; calmodulin binding; protein phosphatase 2A binding
Source: RefSeq, a predicted model, not a curated record
AUGGACGAGCACCCCGGAGCCGGAGGAGGCGGUGGGAUGGCGGCCGCCCCGAGACCGCAGCAGCCGCCGCCGCAGGCGGGAGGGAACAUGAACCUGCAGUCGGGUGGGGGCUGCGUGGGGGCCGGAGGAGGAGGGCAACAGCAACAGCCCCAGGGCCCUGCGGCCCCGGCUGGUCAGGAGGCGGCGGGCCCCGCCGAGCUGUCCCGGCCCCAGCACUACACCAUCCCGGGGAUCCUGCACUACAUCCAGCAUGAGUGGGCUCGCUUCGAGAUGGAGAGGGCGCACUGGGAGGUGGAGCGGGCUGAGCUUCAGGCUCGGAUAGCAUUUUUACAAGGAGAGAGAAAGGGUCAAGAAAAUUUGAAGAAAGAUUUAGUGAGAAGAAUAAAAAUGUUAGAAUAUGCAUUAAAACAAGAAAGGGCAAAAUAUCAUAAAUUAAAAUAUGGCACAGAAUUGAACCAAGGUGACUUGAAGAUGCCAACUUUUGAAUCAGACGAAACCAAAGAUACGGAGGUUCCUGCAGUACCUCAAAAUAGCCAAUUGACCUGGAAGCAAGGCAGACAGUUACUAAGACAGUAUCUUCAGGAAGUAGGUUACACAGACACCAUAUUGGAUGUACGCUCCCAGCGGGUAAGGUCUUUGCUUGGGCUCUCCAAUUCAGAACCAAAUGGUUCAGUAGAGACAAAAAACUUAGAACAGAUCCUCAAUGGGGGUGAAUCUCCUUCAUCAAAACAAAAGGGACAGGAAAUCAAAAGGAAUUCUGGGGAUGUUCUUGAAACAUUUAACUUCUUAGAAAAUGCAGAUGAUAGUGAUGAAGAAGAAGAGAGUGACAUGAUAGAAGAUAUUGCAGAAGGAAAAGAAAAGCACCGGAUAAAUAAGAAACACAAAAUUGGUAAUGAAGGUUUAGCUGCUGACCUUACAGAUGACCCUGAUACUGAAGAAGCUUUGAAAGAAUUUGAUUUUUUAGUGACAGCUGAAGAUGGUGAGGGAGCUGGAGAAGCUCGAAGUUCAGGAGAUGGAACAGAAUGGGACAAAGAUGACCUGUCCCCAACUGCUGAGGUUUGGGAUGUAGACCAGGGACUAAUAAGUAAACUGAAGGAACAGUACAAGAAGGAACGAAAGGGGAAGAAAGGGGUAAAGAGAGUCAACAGGACAAAACUUCACGACAUGAUAGCUGAUCUGGGCGAUGAUGAGAUACCCCACAUCCCUUCAGGAAUCAUUAAUCAAUCUAGGUCACCCUCUUCUAGAAUGACUGAUCAUGAAGGUGCAAGAGCAGAGGAAGCUGAGCCAAUAACAUUUCCACCUGGAGGAGGCAAGUCAUUUAUUAUGGGUUCUGAUGAUGUGUUGUUAAGUGUACUGGGCCUUGGAGACCUUGCAGACUUGACAGUAACAAAUGAUGCAGACUAUAGUUAUGAUCUGCCAGCUAAUAAAGAUGCCUUCCGAAAGACAUGGAACCCUAAGUAUACGCUACGCAGUCAUUUUGAUGGAGUGCGGGCAUUAGCUUUUCAUCCUGUAGAGCCUGUGCUGGUUACAGCCUCUGAGGACCAUACUCUCAAACUUUGGAAUUUGCAGAAAACGGUUCCUGCCAAAAAGAGUGCCUCUUUAGAUGUAGAACCCAUCUACACAUUUAGGGCCCACAUUGGACCUGUAUUGUCAUUGGCAAUUAGUUCCAAUGGAGAACAGUGUUUCAGUGGUGGUAUUGAUGCAACCAUCCAGUGGUGGAACAUGCCUAGCCCUAAUGUGGAUCCAUACGAUACCUAUGAGCCAAACGUUCUAGCUGGCACAUUAAUUGCUCACACAGAUGCAGUCUGGGGUCUUGCUUACAGUGGUGUAAAGAAUCACUUACUAUCUUGUUCAGCAGAUGGCACUAUUAGAUUAUGGAACCCACCAGAAAAAAUGCCCUGUAUUUGCACUUACAAUGGAGAGAAAGAGCAUGGAAUACCUACAUCAGUUGACUUUAUAGGGUGUGACCCUGCUCAUAUGGUGGCAUCUUUUAACACUGGCAGCACAGUCAUCUAUGAUUUAGAAACAUCCCAGUCAGUGGUAAUGCUUUCAUCACAAAUAGAAUCUGGUGUACAAUCAAAUAAUCAUAUUAACAAGGUAGUAAGUCAUCCCACACUUCCUGUAACUAUUACAGCACAUGAAGAUAGACACAUCAAAUUUUUUGACAACAAAACGGGUAAAAUGAUCCAUUCUAUGGUUGCUCACUUGGAUGCUGUCACAAGUCUAGCUGUAGAUCCUAAUGGAAUCUAUUUAAUGUCUGGAAGCCAUGAUUGUUCCAUUAGGUUAUGGAAUUUGGACAGCAAGACAUGUGUGCAAGAAAUAACAGCUCAUAGGAAAAAGCUGGAUGAAUCAAUUUAUGAUGUAGCAUUUCAUCCGUCAAAAGCAUAUAUUGCCAGUGCAGGAGCUGAUGCCCUUGCCAAAGUAUUUGUGUGACAUAGCAGAACAAACCUGCAUCAUAACAGCAGGUCUGUUUGGACAAAAAAGAGGGAAUGCGUCACUGCCAUCAAUGAUAAGGUUACCAAUAAGACACUACAUCUGAUCUGCCUGGGUGAAGGCUCUUAUGUGGGGCAGGUGUAAGUUGGUGAAAAGUCACCACAUCUUGAACAAUGUCAGGCUCAUUCAUUAACUGUAAUUACUGUAUUUGGGGGGGGUGGGAAGAAAUACAAAAAAGAAAACCAGUAUUUGUAGCCUUGACUGGAUAUGAACUGAGCGUAUGUCUGUUCUUUAGGUGUCUUUAAGCAAACGUGGAGUCUGAUCUUACAAAAGACUUUUAUUUUGGACUCUGUGUGCUGCCUUAGGGUUAGGAAUGUGGUGCUCUUGUGGGGGGAAGUGAGCUCCAAGAGUAGCUUUCUUUUCAUCUCUUAGUAAUCUUCUGUUUAUCAGUUGAAUGCCACAGAUUCCCCUUUUAAACUUUUAUUUUGC